Telopea speciosissima is the source of this 1219-nucleotide messenger RNA. RefSeq lists its product as uncharacterized. The transcript has 7 exons. NCBI's taxonomy places the organism in Eukaryota, Viridiplantae, Streptophyta, Magnoliopsida, Proteales, Proteaceae. Bases 12 to 1160 code for a protein of 382 amino acids. The record is from RefSeq and is a predicted model, not a curated record.
CUCUCUCGAUAAUGGACGGUGGGCUUCCCAUGCUCAACUCUCUCUUACAGCACACACUGAGAAGCUUGUGUUCAUGUUCUGAGUCUUCUUCUACUUCUUCCAAGUGGGUUUACGCAGUCUUCUGGAGGAUUCUUCCUCGGAAUUACCCUCCACCCAAGUGGGAUUAUGGGGGAGGUAUUCUUGACCGCUCCAAAGGAAAUAGGAGGAACUGGAUUCUUGUGUGGGAAGAUGGGUUCUGCGAUUUCUACGAAUGCGAACGAGCGAGAGAUGGCUACAGUAAAGGGAGGUUUGGAGCUGAAGUCUUCUUUAAGAUGUCUCAUGAGGUUUACAACUAUGGAGAAGGAUUGGUGGGAAAAGUUGCAGCAGACAACAGUCACAAAUGGGUAUUUAGGGAAACCCAAAAUGGGAACGAUUCCAACUUCAUUUCUUCCUGGAGUGGAACAAUGGAACCUCAACCUAAGCAAUGGGAUGCUCAGUUCAAUUCAGGCAUUCAGACUAUAGCAAUCAUUUCUGUUAGAGAAGGCAUUGUCCAACUGGGUUCACUAGAUAAGAUCUUGGAAGAUCUCAAUCUGGUGAUCAGCAUACAGAGGAAGUUCAGCUAUCUCCAGAGCAUACCUGGUGUCUUGGGAAUGCAGAGACCUUAUCUACCGAUCCAAAAAUAUCCAGACAGCUCAAAACAAAAUACCCAGAUGAUAGAGACCAAGCAAACUGCUUUGUUGGUCGACGAAAAGCAUCUGGGAAUUAGUGGAAAGAGAUGCUACGGUGAAAGACUGGAAGAAUUUCCGAUCAAAUCCAUCAAUUUGGGCUGGAAUAGCCCUCAAACGAGCAUUGGAGGACCCGUCUGGUCAAACCCACCACUCUUACCCUUCAUGUCCAGGAGUCUAGGAGCUCUGUUAUCUAAACUACCCUCAGUGGUUCCCCCACAUAACGCCAUGAAUGCUACUGAUAGAACUCCAGAUAACAGUACAACAAUUCAGAGAACAGUGAUUAAUGAAGGUGGGCUGGGAGAAAUUUCUGAGACUAAGGUCGAAACCCCACUUUUGGAUCUCUCUAAAGAAGAAAAACCCAGAACCCAAAACCUGAAAUCAAGCUGGGAAGAUCAAGAGGAAAGGUGCAUCUUUCAUACUCAGCAGGAAGAUGGUUUAAGCUCAAUUAAUUAGUAAUGUAUAAUAUAUUAGAUGAAAUAGUUGAAUUAAUGGAUUAUGCCCUCCUUUUGAAA